AUGGUUUUGAGUGCUUCCAAGCGCUUGGUGCUUGUUGAGUUUCUUAUCCUGCUUCUGGCUUAUGAUCAGUUUGUGCUGCUUUCGGAGUGGUUUGUUUUUGGCAUUUUGCCGAUCGCGCUGGACGAGCACCUGAAGCUGACGAUAGCUGUGUCCAUCAGCAUUGCCUUGACUGUGGCAGCCCUGUCCGCACUGUUGGCGGGAUGGCACCGACAUGGACAACUUCUCCGCCGCGGUGUGGCGCUUGCAAGACGCAUUGACAUCCGGCCCGCUUUGGGCAGUGUCGGCUUGUACGUGAUAAUUUGCUGCCUAUGUGUUCUGCUGAAGAGCUAG
This is a messenger RNA of Symbiodinium sp. CCMP2592, 330 nucleotides long. Lineage: Eukaryota; Dinophyceae; Suessiales; Symbiodiniaceae. The record is from the annotation of a GenBank genome assembly.